Molecule: messenger RNA, 3181 nt
Organism: Hevea brasiliensis (rubber tree)
Lineage: Eukaryota; Viridiplantae; Streptophyta; Magnoliopsida; Malpighiales; Euphorbiaceae
Product: probable inactive ATP-dependent zinc metalloprotease FTSHI 2, chloroplastic
Exons: 11
Coding region: 181-2826 (881 amino acids)
Biological process (GO): proteolysis
Cellular component (GO): chloroplast thylakoid
Molecular function (GO): metalloendopeptidase activity; ATP-dependent peptidase activity; ATP hydrolysis activity
Source: RefSeq, a predicted model, not a curated record
CCGACCCGGCCAUUAUCUACGAGCUCCAACUGAAACAGAACGCAGAACUCUCUCUUUGAAAUUUCAAUUUGAUUCAUCAAUCAAAGCGAGCUCCCUUUCAAACAUAACAGCUUCUAAAAUGUGAGUUUCUCUUUUUCUUCUCCUAGUUUCAUUGAAUUCAUCUAUAUAUUUUCCAUUUCCAUGGCCAGUCAUCUGCUCUUUAGCUCUUCAUUCCUCCCCAAAGCCCAAAAACCCUACAAAUUUCUGCUAAAACCACGCGAUUACCCUUCCAUUUCUUGCCAAAAACAAGACCCAAGUCUUGAAAAUCAUAGUGAAACUAGUAAAACGCAUAAAGCUAAUAAAACCAAUUUCAGUUUUCUCACUGCACCCAUAACUCUCACCAUAAUCUCCGCCUCUCUCUCGCCACAAACCGUCCUUGCCGCAGCAGCGAAGACAGGCCAUAAAAAGAAAACCCAGAAAAAAACACCACAAGAAUCUUUAACCCUGGACCAGCUUAAACAAUGGUCUAAAGAUCUCCCAAUUGUAUCAAAUCGAAUCCCAUAUACUGAAAUAUUGAGUUUCAAAGAAAGCAACAAGCUUAAACAUGUAAUUAAAGCGCCCAAAGCACGUUUUAAAGAACGGGCAGAGGCUGUUUUAGUGGUUUUGGAUGAUAAUAAAGUUUUUAGGACUGUUUUGCCUUCAGUAGAGAGUAAUAAGAGGUUUUGGGAUUCAUGGGAUGAGUUAAAGAUUGAUACAAUGUGUGUUAAUGCAUAUAGCCCUCCGGUCAAGAAACCUGAGCUGCCUAAGCCAUAUUUAGGGUUUUUGUGGAAAGUUCCAGAGUUUAUGUUAUCUAAGUUAAAGCCUAAGAAGGAGUCAAAGAGAGCUAUGGAGUUGAGGAAAAUGAGAGAGGAGAUUAAGAGGCAAAGAAAUGAGGAAUUGGCAAGAAUGAGAGAGGAACGGGAAAUGAUUGAAAAGGCAAUAAAAAUUCAAAAGAAAGAGGAGCAGAGAAGGAUAAAGAGGGAGAUUAGGAAAAAGAAGUAUGAGGCAUCAUUGCGUGAUGCACAGAGGAAUUACACAAGGAUGGCCAAUAUGUGGGCUGAUUUGGCACAGGACUCAAAUGUGGCCACAUUGUUAGGGUUGGUGUUUUUUGUGAUAUUUUACCGGACUGUGGUGCUUAGUUAUCGAAAGCAGAAGAAGGACUAUGAAGAUAGGCUGAAGAUUGAGAAGGCAGAGGCAGAGGAAAGGAGGAAAAUGAAGGAGUUGGAGAGGGAGAUGAUGGGAAUUGAGGAAGAGGAGGAGGUUGAGGGUGAGGGUGAGCAAGGGAAAAGGGAGCAGAAUGCCUACAUGAAAAUGGCUAUGCAGUUCAUGAAGUCAGGUGCAAGAGUUAGGCGUGCGCAUAAUAGGAGAUUGCCUCAGUAUUUGGAGAGGGGUGUGGAUGUAAAGUUUUCGGAUGUUGCGGGGCUUGGGAAAAUACGACUUGAACUUGAGGAGAUUGUGAAGUUUUUCACACAUGGGGAGAUGUAUCGGAGGAGAGGAGUGAGGAUACCAGGUGGCAUUCUUCUUUGUGGACCUCCUGGAGUGGGGAAAACUUUACUGGCAAAAGCUGUAGCUGGUGAGGCGGGUGUGAACUUCUUCUCCAUUUCUGCAUCUCAGUUUGUGGAAAUAUAUGUAGGGGUUGGUGCUUCUCGUGUCAGAUCUCUUUACCAAGAAGCAAAGGAAAAUGCUCCAUCUGUUGUCUUUAUUGAUGAACUGGAUGCUGUUGGAAGGGAGCGUGGGUUGAUAAAAGGUUCUGGUGGGCAAGAACGUGAUGCUACUCUUAAUCAGCUUCUUGUAUGCUUGGAUGGAUUUGAAGGAAGAGGGGAAGUGAUAACUAUUGCUUCCACCAAUAGACCCGAUAUUCUAGACCCGGCACUAGUGAGACCUGGACGCUUUGAUAGAAAAAUUUUUAUACCCAAACCUGGCCUUAUAGGCCGCAUGGAAAUUCUGAAGGUUCAUGCUCGUAAAAAGCCUAUGGCUGAUGAUGUGGACUACAUGGCUGUUGCUAGUAUAACAGAUGGAAUGGUUGGUGCUGAGCUGGCCAACAUAAUUGAGGUUGCUGCAAUUAAUAUGAUGCGUGAUGGAAGGACUGAGAUUACAACUGAUGACUUACUACAAGCUGCUCAAAUAGAAGAGAGAGGAAUGCUAGAUAGGAAGGAAAGAAGCCCUGAAACAUGGAAGCAAGUAGCUAUUAAUGAAGCAGCCAUGGCUGUUGUAGCUGUGAACUUUCCUGAUCUUAAAAAUAUUGAGUUUGUCACUAUUGCUCCUAGAGCUGGCAGGGAACUUGGUUAUGUUAGAAUGAAAAUGGAUCAUGUCAAAUUUAAGGAGGGAAUGCUUAGUCGGCAAUCUCUCCUGGAUCAUAUCACUGUUCAACUGGCACCUCGUGCAGCCGAUGAGCUUUGGUAUGGUGAGGGUCAGUUGAGUACGAUAUGGGCAGAAACAGCAGACAAUGCUAGGUCAGCAGCACGAACUUAUGUUCUUGGUGGGCUUUCUGAGAAACAUUAUGGCCUGUUUGACUUCUGGGUUGCAGAUCGAAUCAAUGAAAUUGAUUUAGAGGCACUUCAGAUUGUAAACUUGUGUUAUGAGCGUGCUAAAGAGAUUCUGCAGCAGAACCGAAAGCUGAUGGAUGCUGUUGUUGAUCAACUAGUUCAGAAGAAAAGUUUGUCCAAACAAGAAUUUUUUAACCUGGUUGAGUUGCAUGGUUCUAUCAAACCUGUGCCACCAAGUAUAUUUGAUAUCAGGGAUGCCAAACGUGCACAGUUUCAAGAAAUAAUGAUGAAUCGGAAGGAAACCACUGUGAGCAAUUUAUAAGAGAGAUGCCAAGAGACCCCUUUGGAUUUGCAAUGGGGGGGGAUUUUGGGAAGUAGAUUUUACCUUGGGUGGCGGUGCAAAUUGCAGAUUAGGGCUGUAUCUCUGCAAAAUCAACUUUGGAUGACAAAUGUAAAUGUACCAGGGUCAUCAAUUACUGGUAAACUGGUGUAAUGGGCGUGCCGAGAGAUCGGAAUUGCAUAAGGGAUUUUUGAAAUGCUCUGACCUUAGAUGGGGUAUUUUGACGACUCCAAGAACCAUUUCAGCUUGGCUCUAAUCCAAUCAUAAAGUACAAGAUUUUAUGUUCUUGAACUAUUAUUACAGUGAAAAAUAAAAAGAACAGUCAAAUAUUUUUUCA